Messenger RNA from Budorcas taxicolor (takin), 1428 nucleotides. It is a transcript of the gene MRNIP, whose product is annotated as MRN complex interacting protein. Gene Ontology annotation, cellular component: nucleus. Gene Ontology annotation, biological process: mitotic G2 DNA damage checkpoint signaling. The transcript is spliced from 8 exons. Bases 47 to 1153 code for a protein of 368 amino acids. The record is from RefSeq and is a predicted model, not a curated record. NCBI's taxonomy places the organism in Eukaryota, Metazoa, Chordata, Mammalia, Artiodactyla, Bovidae. Gene Ontology annotation, molecular function: chromatin binding.
GCGGCGGGGCCGGAAGCCGGCGACAGCGCGGGGGCCAGGGGCCGCGAUGGCGCCUCCUCAGCAGGCGCGGGUCCUUCGAUGCUGCUCUUGCAGCCUUUUCCAGGCUCACCAGGUGAAAAAGAGUCUCAAGUGGACAUGCAAAGCUUGUGGAAAGAAGCAGUCAUUUUUGCAGGCUUACGGUGAGGGUUCUGGUGCUGACUGUAGACGCCAUGUCCAAAAAUUAAACCUGCUGCAGGGACAGAUUUCAGAGAUGUCACUCAGGUCUCUGGGAGAUUCUAUAAGUGCCAAUGAGGAAGAAAAUGUGGGUCCUUGGCAGGCGGCCUCUGCAGGUCCACAGGAAAAACCCCAGCCCUCAAAGAACCGCUGGCUGAAGUAUCUGGAAAGGGACUCCGAAGAACUGGGGCUGAAAGAAGGAUUGUGUUUCAACAGACAGCCUUCAUCUGAGAGAGAAAAGCCAGACCCUCCGUUCAGCACAGGCCUGCCUAGGAAGAGGAAAUGGAACCAGAGCACAGUCCAGCCUCUCUGCAUCCCUCAUGUCCAGGACUCCAGAAGCUGUGAGGUCACCUUGAAGUCCUUGAAGGACCGUUCUCUUCAUUCUACAUGGAGCGCCAGGUCUUCACCAGACUGUUCAACUUGGGACCUGCCCUGGAUUUCUGAGGAACUGUCACCUGCAUUUACCCAGGACCAUGCUGGCCUGGCGGGGAAGGGUAGAGAGAGCCGUCCUGAGGACCGGGACACCAUGGAGCUUGUUCCCCGGGGGGAACCACCGUGUCCUGCCCAGCAGGUCAGGACCAUGUCUAAGUGGGAACAAUGUCUUGGAAACAGCUCACAUUUGGACACAGAGCCCCUCACCCUUCUGCAGAGAGGCCUCAGGCCAAUCCAGGCAGCACAAGCUGAGCAGGGGCCCCCCAGGGCCCAGACUCCAAGGGAAGGAGGCCUCUGCAGGCUCCCCGGUGCAUGCCAGUCUCCUCAGACCACACACACUCCCAUGCCUGGGCCCAAGCAGGUCUGUGGGAGGAUCCCCGAGCAGUCACGGAGCACAGGCCCUUGGGCAGAGGGUGCGCCCUUGGUCAAAGGGGUGCAGGCACAUUCUUCACUCGUGCGUCUAUGUGACCUUUUUAAAACUGGAGAGGACUUUGAUGACGAUCUGUGAGUUGAAACUGGUAUGUUACUCAUGUAGACAUUUGUUACAUGAACCCUUCAAUUCAGUGACCUCUGUGCCACUGAAAACAGGGUUCCCCAAGUUGCUUUCAAAUAGCAGGACUGAGGACUUAUGGGAACUAUAAGAAGCGACGAUAAAUAUUACCAUCAAACAGAUUACCUCUCGUACCAUCUUUGAUUAAAGUGUUUAUAUCUUUAAUUAAAAUUGUUUACAAAUAGAAUGGCUACAAAGCGAUUUUCUUAACUUUAAAAGCAGCCGACACAUUU